Messenger RNA from Wasmannia auropunctata (little fire ant), 1170 nucleotides. It is a transcript of the gene eIF3h, whose product is annotated as eukaryotic translation initiation factor 3 subunit H. The coding region runs from base 135 to 1145 and encodes 336 amino acids. Gene Ontology annotation, molecular function: translation initiation factor activity; protein binding; metallopeptidase activity. Gene Ontology annotation, cellular component: cytosol; eukaryotic 43S preinitiation complex; cytoplasm. The record is from RefSeq and is a predicted model, not a curated record. The transcript is spliced from 2 exons. Lineage: Eukaryota; Metazoa; Arthropoda; Insecta; Hymenoptera; Formicidae.
UGACGUCACGUUUGGCGUGCCGUCUUUCUCACCUAACCUUUGUCGACCGGUUGACAUCAGUUCAAUCAGUUGGCCAAGUGUAGCUGUCUAUAGCGUUUUUCUAGCUACGAGAGAGUUUAAAUCCAUCCCAGAAAAUGGUCUCGAGAGCGACGUCGAGAAGGAUUCCCGAGGCGGAGCCGCGUAUAGACUACGUGCAAUGCGACGGGCUGGUGGUGAUGAAGAUGGUGAAGCACUGCCACGAGGAGUCCUCCGGCAACAUGGAGGUCGCCCAGGGUGCCCUUCUCGGCCUGGUCGUGCAGAAUCGUCUGGAGAUCACCAAUUGUUUCCCGUUUCCCAAGAACGACGAGAUCAUGGACGAGGAGGAGUAUCAGCUCGCCAUGAUGCGAAGGCUGAGAUGGGUGAACGUCGAUCACUUCCAUGUCGGCUGGUACCAGAGCGCGGACGUCGGCAACUUUCUGAAUCUGUCCCUGCUGGAGUCGCAGUACCACUAUCAAACCUCCAUCGAGGAGUCGGUUGUGCUUAUUUACGACACGGCCAAGUCUGCUAGAGGUUUCCUGACGCUUAAGGCGUAUCGACUCACCCCGCAAGCGAUACAGAUGUACAAGGAAAACGAGUUCACUCCCGAAGCUCUGCGCACCUUAAAGAUUGGAUACGAGAGUCUCUUCGUUGAGAUCCCGGUGGUUAUAAAGAACAGCAAUCUGACGAAUAUCAUGAUGUCGGAAUUGGACGAGAUGAUUCCCGAGGAACGGGGUACGAAGUACCUGGAUCUUGGAACGGCCACGGUAUUGGAGAACCAGUUGAGAUGCCUGAUGGAUCGGGUGGACGAGUUGAAUCAGGAGGCGAUGAAGUUCAACAGGUAUCAGCAGUUGGUAGUACGACAGCAGCAAGAUAAGAACAGGCUCUUGGCCAAGAGAGCUCAGGAGAACGCUGCCAGAGCCGCGAAGGACGAGCCACCGCUGCCCGACGACGAUAUCAACAAGCUGAUGAGACCUCUGCCAGUCCCGCCGAGACUAAACCCAAUGAUUGUCGCUGGACAAAUCAAUACGUACAGUGAACACAUCUCGCAAUUCUGUGCUCAGAGUCUAGCAAAAUUGUACAUCACGCAAAGUUUGCAAAACGCAAAGGAGGCGAAGUCCUCCCACUGAUAAGAUUAAUGUAUUACAAAUAUUU